This is a messenger RNA of Suillus clintonianus, 273 nucleotides long. RefSeq lists its product as uncharacterized. The transcript is spliced from 2 exons. Bases 1 to 273 code for a protein of 90 amino acids. Lineage: Eukaryota; Fungi; Basidiomycota; Agaricomycetes; Boletales; Suillaceae. The record is from RefSeq and is a predicted model, not a curated record.
AUGCUGCUUGUAGCAGCGGUGUUGAAGGGUGUUCUCUCCGGCUUUCGGGAGACCGGUACUGACAAGGUCCCCGAUCUUACCGCUGAACAGUGCAGGACCCACUUCGCCAAUCUACAGAAAUCGGUUGACAAACUGCUCGACAUUCCGGAGCGCCGCGAAGAGCUCGAAGACAUGUUGGAGCAAUGGGCUAGGAUAGGCAUGGGUGACUAUGACGAGUAUGCGGAUGGGAGUGUGGCAGACAGCGACGCGGAGGACGUCAACAUAAUUCUUUAG